Molecule: messenger RNA, 4202 nt
Organism: Gopherus evgoodei (Goodes thornscrub tortoise)
Lineage: Eukaryota; Metazoa; Chordata; Testudines; Testudinidae
Product: serine/threonine-protein kinase Nek5-like
Exons: 23
Coding region: 73-2580 (835 amino acids)
Biological process (GO): protein phosphorylation
Molecular function (GO): protein kinase activity; ATP binding
Source: RefSeq, a predicted model, not a curated record
CCGCGCAGCUCUCAUUGCCGCGGGGCCCGGCCCGGCUGCGGCACACAGACACUGCUUUAAGACAAAGACAUCAUGGAUAAAUAUGAAAUUAUUAAAAUGAUUGGGGAAGGAGCCUUUGGCAAAGUAUUCUUAGCAAAAGGAAAGGUAGAUAACCACCAAUCUGUUAUCAAAGAGAUCAAUUUAACAAAGAUGCCUGUGAAAGAAAAAGAAGCAUCUCAGAAAGAAGUAAUUCUUCUGGCUAAGAUGAAGCACCCAAAUAUAGUAACAUUCUACAGUUCUCUUCAAGAAAAGAAUAAACUGUACAUUGUGAUGGAAUAUUGUGGUGGAGGUGAUCUGAUGAGACGGAUCAAUAUGCAACAUGGAGUGUUGUUUGAUGAGGACCAGAUUCUGGCUUGGUUUGUGCAGAUUUCCUUAGGACUGAAGCAUAUUCAUGACAGGAAGGUUUUACACAGAGACAUAAAAGCUCAGAACAUUUUCCUUAGCAAUAAUGGAAUGGUAGCAAAGCUUGGGGAUUUUGGCAUAGCAAGAAUGUUGAACAAUACUAUGGAGCUUGCUCGUACGUGUGUAGGGACACCCUACUAUCUGUCGCCAGAGAUCUGUGAGAAUCGACCAUAUAACAAUAAAACAGAUAUUUGGUCUCUUGGCUGUGUCCUCUAUGAGCUGUGCACUUUAAAGCAUCCGUUUGAAGGCAACAGUUUACACCAGCUGGUGCUGAACAUCUGCAGAGGACAUUUUAUCCCAGUGUCUCCAAAGUAUUCCUAUGACCUGAGGAUUUUAAUUUCCCAGCUGUUUAAAAUAUCUCCAAGAGAUCGACCAUCUAUCAAUUCCAUAUUAAAAAAGCCCUUCUUGGAGAAGCGCAUUACCAACUACUUGCCCCCUGAAGUAAUACAUGAAGAAUUCAGUCACACUGUUAUACAUAAAAAAAGACCAGCAGCACAGCCUGUAGCCAAGCUGGUGCAGGUUCCUAAACUUCAAAAAGUGAGAGUCCAGGACCAUCGUCCUCCAAGAUUCAGGAUGGUGGCACCUGUCAAGAAACAGGAAUUAUUACAAAGUAAUGAAUGGAAACCUCCUUCAAGAGUCCAGCAGCCUAUUGCCCAGCAUUGGCGCUCCAGAUUUAAGAUGGCAGAAAGGCCAGAAGCUGCCAGAGUACAUGGACAUUAUGGUCAUUACUAUGAUAAACUUGACAACUUGCAGAAGAGACUUUAUGUACAAGACGACCUUUCUCGCAUCAACCAAAGAGUCGAGGAGUAUUAUAAACAGAAAGGACAAGUUGCACCACCCCCACCUGAGUGGCCUGCAGAGUAUCUUCAAAGACGGCUCGAAGCCCAGCAGUACAAGAUGAAAGUGGAAAAGCAGUUGGGACUGCGACCAUCCUCUGCUGACCCACGUCACAACCAGAUCCAGCCGCAGGAAGUGAUGGAAGAGCAGCUCAAAGACCAUCAGAGGGAUCUGGCUAGAAGGAAUGAAAUGAAAGAAGAGGAAUACCUGAAACAAUUACAGAAAAUUCGGCAACAGUACCACAGUGAUGUAAAAGAACUUAGAUUCAAAGCAGGAGCAUUGCAGGAGAAUCCACAAAUAAAAGACAAAACCUAUCUUGUGAAACAUGGAAAAGCUGGGGGCCAGCCCGAUCCAAAAGAUACUCCUGGAAGAAGAGAACCACCAGUCCAGGAUAUUGAAGAAAACUUAAAACAUAUCAGACUACAGAACUGGCAAGAGAGAAGAGUCCUGGAAAAGAAAUGUAAAACAAAGGGAGGAGUAAAAUUUGAAAUUAAUUUAGAUGCAUGUGUUCCUGAGGAAGAUACUGUGCAAGAAGAGGAACUAGAUAAACUUAAUGAGACGUUAACUUUUGAGGAUGGUGAGAAUCUUAAGGAGAAAUGGAUGAAGAUCUAUGAAGAUCACACACAAAAAACUUUGGAAGAACUAUGCUCUCCGGAAGGAGAGGCUGGCAAUAUAGAUAAUGCCAUGGAAAUCAGAAAACAAUGGCAAGCUGGAGCCCCCCAGACUCUCCUGGAUUUUCUAGCUGAGGCAGAUGUCACAUCUGUCUGCCCUACAAUGGCUGGAAGUGAACUUGCUGGCCAGGUGGUUGUCGUGCCUGAAGAAACACCAGAAAACAGGAAACAAUGGAAACAAGAAGCACCUGGGACACUGCUGAGUAUCUUAGCGAAAGCAGAACUGUCUAAUGACUCCUUCACCUGGACUGAAGAGGAAUCUGAGGGGACAUUAUCACCCUGGCUGCCAAAAGAGAAUAAGGAUGAUAAUGCAGAAACAGGCUCCACUAUCGAUACCGAUGAAAACAGACUUGAGCCAAGAUCUGAUGAUGAUGACACGAACUUUGAAGAAUCUGAAGAUGAAUUGAGGGAUGAGCUGGUGGAAUCACUAGAAAAAGUGGUAACUUCUCUGGCAGAGGAAGACAGAGAGGUGCCAAUCCAGUCAGCAAACAAAGACAAACCAGAAGGAGAGAGAGAAAGCUUAGCUAGUAAAAUACCUGGGAAACCUGAUGAGGUUUUAGACAAUAACACUGAUCCACUUACUGCUGACACAUGUAAUGGAGAAGGCAGGCAGGAAGCAGCAAUCAGCUAAAAUAGGAGGUUGACUGUUGCUUCAAGACUUUCCUAAGUUGCUGGAAGAUAGAGCCAUAGCAGGGCCAAUAUUUUAAAAACAGGUGUCUAAAGUUAAGUUUCUCAAUCCAUAUUUAGGCACCUGAAGAAGUGCUGAGCACUCAUUUGAAACAAGUGGGAGCUGCUUGACAUGCUGCUCUUUCAACAUUCAGGCUACUUAUUCAAGUGGCUAAAAUUAAUCCCUUUUAAAAAAAAUCUCUGGCCAAAAUGAAAAGCAAACUCAGCUCCUGCUAAUAUCUUUACUCAUCUACACUGCCUCUCUCUCCAUCCAGUCUUUAGUACGUUCCUGACUUUGUGCUUUUCUCUGUUCCCUAUGUCAGAAGUGCACUCUUCCAGUUAUACACCUACUCCCCUACCUCUCUUCCCCCAAAUCCGUCUGUUUGGUGAAGCUUUCCAGUCAUAUGUUGUCCUGUACCGCUUGUAGCUCCUUCUAGUAAGCCAUUAAGAGACAGGAACCCAUAAGUUUGACUUGCACAGCUCUUAUUUUAUAAUUAAUAAUAGCAGCAAAGUUUACUAGUACCACUGGGAUGUUAUGUACCUGAAUUUCUAAUUAGAAGUGCUAUUAUGCAAAAAAAUGACAGCUGGAAGAGGAUAAAACAUGGUAAGGAGUCAUUCCAGCUGUCCUCUCAAAUUUUAGAUGUAAGCUGUCUGGAUAUUAUUUAAAUGGAAGGAACACAAUAAUAAAACUGUUUGAUUUCAGUAGUUCUUUCCUUUCUCUUACUAGCUUUUUUACUUUGCUAAAAUAUAAAAAAAGCCUAUAGUAGACCAUAGCAAACCAACCAUUUUUGUUAAAAGCAGAAGUCUAUUGCUGUAGUGUUUUAACCAUUAGACUACAGUGUUUCAAUGUUACCCGAAGCAGUAGUUUAAAGUCCAAAUUUGUGAGCCACUGGAAUAGGCUCUGUCUGAUCAAGUUUUCAAUUUUCUUUAAAAUAUUAAAAAAAAAAAAAAAAAAAGGCACGAGAAAACAAGUUAUCCUUCUAAGAGGAAGAAGAUAUGGUUAAUACAAGGGAUAGCUGCAAAUAGUUAAACCUCUGCUCCUGCUUUUUUUUAAAAGCACUGUAGGAUUAAACCUUAGUGAACCCUAUAGCUAAGGCUGCAAAAUAGUGUUUGUUUAUUCUGAUUUGAGACAGAUGUCUGAAAAAUUUGCAUUAGGGAAUGCAAGCAAAGAAACUGUAAACUUAACUUUUCUUUUACAUUGUGAAAGGAGAGUACCUAAUAUAAAUAGUUAGAUUUAUGUAAUAUUUCAGGAAGGAUUUGGUAAUAUUAAGGUUUGCAUCAUAAAUACAAAGCAGCAUUAAUCAUGGCCAUCUGUACUCAAAGAACAAGCAAAGCCUUCAUUGGAAACUUCAGAAUAGUCUUUUAACCCUGGAGAUAAGUUUUUUGGCUUUAGCAUCUGACUCUUAUCAAAAUCAGCAAAGUGUUUAUCUUUAAAAACUGAAUCCCUCCACUGUAGCAUGCCACUCAAUCUGUUUUCCCUGCCUGUUGUUUUAAGGCAAGAAGUCUUCCAAAAGAAAAAAACCACUUUAAAAUAACCUAAAUAUGAGGAGUUUCCACAUGCAGCUCUACUACACAUGAGAAAACAUU